Osmerus eperlanus (European smelt) is the source of this 5235-nucleotide messenger RNA. It is a transcript of the gene eps8a, whose product is annotated as EGFR pathway substrate 8a, signaling adaptor. Gene Ontology annotation, molecular function: actin binding. Lineage: Eukaryota; Metazoa; Chordata; Actinopteri; Osmeriformes; Osmeridae. Gene Ontology annotation, cellular component: vesicle; plasma membrane; ruffle membrane. Gene Ontology annotation, biological process: regulation of Rho protein signal transduction; Rho protein signal transduction; positive regulation of ruffle assembly. The transcript has 26 exons. Bases 526 to 3189 code for a protein of 887 amino acids. The record is from RefSeq and is a predicted model, not a curated record.
UGUUGGAGAGGUAGGAACGAGAAGAGCUGAGAAGAGGCAGACCCGAAUAGUAGCCAGAAAUCCACAACACGUUUGGAAAUCUAGUCACAUUUUCUUAACGCUUUGGUCUGUAUUCCUGCUAAUUAUCAUCCCACUUGUGCCAGCCGGUUCGCAACUUUUUGCACCCACCUGGCGCUUUUCAAACAUUUUCUGCGGUCAAGAAGAAUCUUGGUGACUGACUGUCGAGGUGAUCAUUAAAUAACCGACUUCACCGCAUUUUAUCCAUCACAGAGGAAAAUUGCCGUCAGUUUGUGCCAUGUGGUAACACUUAAGGGUUGUGUGAAGCCAACCUUUGCAGUGGGACACUGAAGGAGGAGGAGAGAGGUGUGUUUCUCCUGUGUGCUGUUACUGCUGUUAAAGGAAUAUCCAAGCUCAGCCAAUUAGCAAGCAGAAAAGAGGAACAAAGACAAUAGACCCUGAUAUUCGAAGGAACUAACGAUGAUGUAAGACACCAAAGCAGGUGACUCUCCUCUGUGACGCCCCAGGAUGAACGGGUACGCAAACCCCACCUACCCCUCCGGCGGGUUCGGCUCCUACACCUCCCAGCUAAAUGGCCAUGGCUCGCAGUCUCCAGAGCCCCCGGAGCACAAAGCCAAGACCAGUGCUAAAGCCCUCUACGGAACGGACGGAAUAUACUUCCUCCGAACAUCUGCCAAGCAUAAAAAGAAAGGUCACUUUAAACUUUCCUCGGACAAAUGGAAUCACGUCUUUCCGCGGCGAGGAUCGAAGCAAAGGAAACACUACACCAAAACCAGUAUCAACAGCAUGACGGACACAUCCCAGUACCACGUGGAGCACCUCACCACGUUCGUGAUGGACCGCAAAGACGCCAUGAUCACCAUCGACGACGGCAUCAGGAAGCUCCGUCUGCUGGACGCCAAGGGCAAGGUGUGGACCCAGGACAUGCUGCUGCAGGUGGAGGAGAAGUCUGUCAGCCUCGUCGACCAGGAGACCAAGAAUGAGCUGGAAAACUUUCCCAUGGGGACCCUCCAGCACUGCCAGGCUGUUAUGAGUUCCUGCAGCUAUGACUCCAUCUUGGCUCUGGUGUGUAAGGAGUCAGGCCAGAGCAAACCCGACCUGCACCUCUUCCAGUGUGACGACAUCAAGGCAAACCUGAUCCAGGCCGACAUCGAAAGUGCCAUGCUUGACUUCAAGGGUGGCAAGGUCAAAAAGAGGCCGGAUGCACUUAAGAUGAUCCUGAAGAGUGAUGGGGUCAUCCCCCCUCCCCCUGCAGCCCCCGCCCCCGAGCCACCCGCCACCGUCACUCAGGUGGACGUGAAGAGCCGCGUGGCCGCGUGGUCAGCCUGGGCCAAUGAGCAGCAAGACUAUGACAAACAGAGGCAGUACUCAGAGCAGGACGAACCUCCAGAGAUGACGGCUGCUAGGGUGGACCGAGAUGUGCAAAUCCUGAACCAUAUCCUGGACGACAUCGAGUUCUUCGUCACCAAACUUCAGAAGGCGGCGGAGGCGUUUAACGAGCUGUCCAAGAGGAAGAAAUCGAAGAAGAGCAAAAAGAAGGGACCAGGAGAGGGCGUCCUAACACUGCGGGCGAAGCCUCCCACUCAGGACGAGUUUGUGGACUGUUUCCAGAAGUUCAAGCAUGCGUUCAACCUGCUGGGGAAGCUGAGAUCGCACAUCCAGAACCCCAGCGCUGUGGACCUGGUGCACUUCCUGUUCACGCCUCUGAGGAUGGUGGUGCAGACGUCGGGCGGCGUGGAGCUGGCGAAGAGCGUCCUGGUGCCGCUCCUGACCGCCGAGGCCAUCGACUUCCUGCACUCGGCCGGCACGGCGGAGGAGAGGCACCUGUGGGUGGCCCUGGGGGAGGGCUGGACCAAGUGCAGACUGGAGUGGCCGAAGGACCACUACUUCCCACCGUGCACGCUGCAGUUCCGGGACGGCUGGGAGCCCCCGAUGCUGGCCUACGUGGGCCAGCCCAGGGAGCACGAGCUGACCCAGCUGGCCGAGUCGCUGGCCCAUGCUGAGGUCCAGAGGCAGGAGGAGGUGGCACACAGGCUGGCCCAGGAGCAACCGGCAGUGCAGGACUUUCCCUCGACAGACGGGUACGCCUUCGGUAACACGGCCUACAAGCGCAUGCACCUGCUGGACCAGGAAAUGGCCGUGGCCGCCUUCAAACAGGCCGUCAGCCGUCACGUAGACCGGAACUAUGAUGCCCACACCAGAGGCCAGCCAAAAACCUUUGCCAAAUCCAAGUAUGACUUCGUGGCCAGAAACAACACUGAGCUCUCCGUGGUCAAGGACGAGGUCGUCGAGGUGCUGGACGACAGGAAGCAGUGGUGGAAGGUGCGCAACGGCUGCGGGGCGUCGGGCUACGUGCCAAACAACAUCCUGGAGAUCACCCGGGCGGUGGACAUGACGGGCCGCGGAGAGCCCAUCUACAGCCACACCAUCCAGCUAAUGAUGCCAAAGAAGGAGUUCGAGUUAUUCAAGCAAUUACUGGGAGAGUUGAAUGAGAAGCAGACCAGAACAGACCAUGUCACCAAGCCGGCAGCGACGCCCAUGCCCCCGGCCCCCGCGCCCCCCCCGCCGGCCCCAGCCCCGGCCCCUGCCCGCCUCCCGACCCCUCCCCUGCCCCCCCCAGCCGCCGAGCCCCCCCGGCCGGCCGCCAGCACCGUGAGCCGCCAGAACAGCAACACGUCCAGUGACAACGGCAGCGUCACCAUGAGGGACCACCCCAACCAGAGGCCCCCGCCCGGCAACCGCAGGAAAUCCAACAUGGAGGAGGUGCAGGACGAGCUGAUGCACAGGCUGACCCUGGGCCGCAGUGCCCAGAAGAAGUUCCAGGCGCCCCCCAGGAGCACCAGCCUGCCCCCGACGGUCAACAUCACCUACGACUCCUCGCCCGACGAGGUCAAAUCCUGGCUGGAACUCAAGGGCUUCAGCGCUGUCACCAUCAACAGUCUGGGAGUGUUGACAGGAGCCCAGCUGUUCUCCCUCAACAAGGAGGAGCUGAAGACCGUCUGCCCGGACGACGGCGCCCGCGUCUUCAGCCAGAUCACCGUGCAGAAGGCCGCUCUCGAGCGGAGCUCCGGUUCUGAGCUGCAGGAGAUCAUGAGGAGGCGGCAGGAGAAGUUGGCUGCCAACGCCUCCGACUCGGGGGUGGAGUCUUUUGACGAGAGCAGCAGCCACUGAGGCCUUCCCCUCAACCUCUGAGCCACUGAGCCCCUAAACCUCACCCCCGUCUCUGAUGCCGUUGCGUUGUUGUUUCCAGAGUGCAGCGGACCGGGCCGAGUUCGUCGAGAUCAUGCGCCGCCGACAGGAGAUUCUGCAGCAGUCUCCGUAGAAACAAACACGCACACAAUCAAACAAACAGUAAAACACACACAAUCGGACACACACACACACACAGGACUGCUGACAUAGACACUGGGGAUUCACAACAGGGAAACGUUCAGCCACGCGUGUCUGAAGGGAAUGUGAAUAGUUGUGGAACUGUACAUCUGAUCGGACUAUAUUGUCAUUUGACAGGAAUGAAUGAAAUUAAUAAUGGUGUAAUAUAGCAGCAAUGUUUUGAAAGGGUAAUCGCAAGCAUGGACUGUUGUCUCUUGUGUUAUUUGGCCACAGAUUAGUGCAGCACACUAAAAAGGAAAUGUGUCCGGUUUCUGAGAUCUUCUCAUAUAGAAGGGAAAUGGAGUCAACCAAAAUAAUGUUUGUUGAUCCAAUUUAAUAGUAUUUUAGAGAGAAUUGAUUAAUGUGAAUAACCAAUAUAAAUAUAAUUGUUGUGUACAUUUUCUGAUUUGCUGGCAAAGCAAAUAUAUUUAUAUACAUCAUCCUUUUUUAUUUAAUGUUAUGCCAAAAGAGUAACUUAAUAUAACUGACCAGACUGAAAUAGAGGCAACGCUAAUUUAACUUUUUGUCAUUCAUAAAAUACGUCAGAUAAGAUCACUUUAUAUCAUAUCACUAUGACUUUACAGAUACAUGCUACCAUUAAUCUCAUUUCAAAUAUUGUAUAUUUGAUUUAAUAUAGCACUAGCUUACACCUCACAUCAAAGCAGAGAAACCACUACCGAAGUCCUUUAAGGCUUUGACAGGUUACUUGUACGAGGCCGCAAGUCAUGAGAUGGGCCUAUACGCACAUUUGCACAGCAGCAGUAACCUUAUAUCACACAAGGACUAUAGAGGCAUAGUCAUAAUAAUCAGUUCUAAAGUCAUUAUCACAGUCGAGUAUUUUCCUAUAGUCAUCUAUGUUGGAGGAAGACAUGGAUGAGCUUGUUCAAUGGCUGUUACAGACAUGGCCAAAAUCAGUCUUCCUCACAGCAGCAGCCUACGUGUUUUCUGGGACGGGGGAGUCGUGGCAAGAGUGUACAGUCAUGCAUCAGAUAAAGCACACCUUUCUACUGUAGCAAGCCCCUUCAGUCUGGUAAAAAAAAAAAAAAAAGUUACAGGAGUAAUAGGAGGAGUGCUAGAAUUCCCCAAUUCUUUGUUUGACCAACUUGACAGAGUAAUAAGCAUGAUCUUGCAACAUGUGGAAGACCCAGGGCUGUUAUCCAUUUAGUUAUCUUUGUCACUAAAGAGUAAAGCUGAUAAACUAUGGUCCGUUUUCUUAUUCCUGGUGAACGUUAUGAACAAGGAGGACUAGUCCACACACGGUCACAAGAGGAACGGGGUGUAAUUUAGCACACGUAUAAUAUAUAUACUGUAUAUGCCUGCACAAGACAUGUAUCUUAACCAAUCGAUACAGUGUUGCUUAAUGUGUCACUUUUAUAUGGCUUCAGCUUUGCUCUGUGAUGUAGAUCUGUUUGUCCAGUUUACUCCAGGAGUAGAGGGGGGUGAAUGUGUCAGUUUAGGAAGGAAGUUUAUCCAGUGCAUUUCGGGACACUUCAAGACCCUUGGCACAUGUUCUAGUCCAAAUAUCGAUGACCCCCACCCCACCCGCCAGAACUAUCUAUGUGUAUGUCUGCAAUGCUAAACGCUAAGUUAUAUAGAAAGGUCGAUUGGCUAGUUGCCAUUUUAUUUAGCUAAUAUGAGAAAAUGAUUGGAAGUAGGAUUUAUUUUUGUGAAUUGUCCUCCUUUAACGAUGUGCAAUUGCAAAGCGUUGUUGGUGUCAAUCAAGGAAAUAGUAUGUGUUCUUUCAGGGGGGAUUAUUACAUUGUACAUUUCUAAUUGUAUGUCUAUAGUUCAUGGUGCCUUUUUCACUUAAAUCUGCUAAUUCUGCAAUAAAUCCUGUUCUAAAACUUG